AAUGGAUGGUGCCAAAGGCGCUUGGACGCCCUUUUGAACUAAUCGGUCGACCUCGUGGACAACUUUUGAUCGAUGGCUGGCUUGUGGUUUGUAUCACAGGGGUGGUUUCAAUUUAUUUAUCAGUAGCCUUCAGGUACCAGGUAGAUCGUUGAUUCGAACUCUUCGACCACCAAGCCCGGCUCGAUCCCAGCCGGGUUUUGUGAUCCCUCCGAAAGACUCACGUACUUCUAUAGCUGUAACACCAACUGCUGAAGAUGGAACUAGUUCUCUCUCCCAACGAGCUGCUUCACCACGACCCCCGGAUCCGACUAACAAACAAAACGGAGUCGCUCCAAAGGCCCAGACCACUUCAAAAGGAAAGACUCGUUCGUCAAUCAGCAAACGUGCCCAAUCACCUUCAGGCAGCCCAUUGAAAGGUACCUCCCCUUCAAUCAAGAGAAACAAAACGAAUGACUUUGAGGUUCCUAAGGAUUGUGACUUGUCUCAAGAGUCGGAUGUUGAGAUCAUUGGGUCGAACAACCAGAUCGGCUAUAAUCAGGCAAGAUCCCUCAAUGUGAAGGAUCUUCUCAAGUACUUCUACCCGCCAAAUGGUCUCUCGUACAAGUGUCGCUGGUGUCUUGGUACAUAUAGUAGGGGGAAAAAUUCCUAUUACGGCUUAUGGGGUCACCGCGACGGCAAGCCGAAUCGACCAGUUUGCACAAUGCGUCACAAGGCAAUCAAGUCUGGAGUUGUCCUUCC
This is a messenger RNA of Melampsora larici-populina 98AG31, 738 nucleotides long. RefSeq lists its product as uncharacterized. The coding region runs from base 255 to 413 and encodes 52 amino acids. The record is from RefSeq and is a predicted model, not a curated record. The transcript has 5 exons. NCBI's taxonomy places the organism in Eukaryota, Fungi, Basidiomycota, Pucciniomycetes, Pucciniales, Melampsoraceae.